AUGGAACAGGAGCAACAACACGUUAGAAGUCCUGAACCGGCUGAACCCAAGUUCGACCCACCCAAGAAGUCACAGCUGGACUUUGCGUUCAAGUUCAUCAAGCAGAGCAUCUUUACCGCUCUAGAGGAGACGGAGAACGCGUUAAACUCGCUGAGUUGGCUGGAGCAGGCUGAUAAUAUUCCAUCAAAUAUCUCGGAGCAGGAGAUUAUGAUAAUGGAGGAGACGGCACAGGUACGAACCAAAGUAGCUAGACAGCUCCUCAAGAGUCUCAAGUCGUACAAGCCCAAGACUGAUCCUCAGGAAGACGAUAAUAACAAGGAAAACGAUGGAUCAAUGCCUCCUCUGUCACCUGGUGCUAAGUUGAGGAAUUUGUCUUAUCAAAAGUGCUAUAAGUGUAAGCUUUGCAAGGCCCGUUUUCACAAGCAAUCUCACCUGAAAUGCCACGUACGCCUCUCCCAUUACAAGCUUUCCUUUGUGUGCACCAAAUGCCACAAUCACUUCCAGUCAAAACAGCGUCUAAGGCACCACAGAUGUCCUGCUAACAACCCUGAUGAGCCUCAGGAGGUGAUUGAAACUAUGCCAGAAGAGCACGAUCAUGUGCAGGAGAUUCGCCGAGAUGUUUCCCCUCAGCCACCUCGUGAAGUGCCCAUGCACAGCUACCAUCCUCAAGGACCCAUCCAAGAGCCUCUACCUCAUCACGGAGUCCCCGUUGGCCACGUGCCUGAGCAUUUGAAAUACAAUGGAGAUGAAGAUGAUGGACAGGAUGAAGACGACAGAAGCCCUGCUCCACCACACCCCAACCAUGAGCCCAUGCAGCACCACUCAGAUGAGGGACCAAUGCAAAUGAUGUCUCCGAAGGGGAAACCGUCUCCCUGUCAAAGCAACACCAGUGGAGGUAGCUCAAGAAGUGCCCACAGCUCUAAUGAGGACCAGGAAUCACCGAAAGUUCGAGAAAGAACUUCCUCUUGUACUCCUGGUACUUCUCCUGAAGAUAAUGAAGAUCAAAUGAGGGACUAUAGAAAUGGAAACAUGCCCCCAGCUGUGACUCCUAAUCUGAUGAGAACACCGAAUCUGUCCUACAUGCCUGAAGUCAACUAUUACAUGAAAGAUUCCCCUCCUGAUCCAAAUCGUGAGCGUUCGUUUUUUCAGGACCGGCGACACCUUCCACUUCCCCCAAUUCCACUUCAUAGAUUCGACACAGCCUUUGGAAACCCUCUUCCCUCUAUAAUCCCGAGACCAGGACAGCCGCCUGACAUAAGAGCACAAUAUGAAAACGGAUCCCUGUCAAACCUGCCCAGUCCAAUUCCGACUACCCAACCACUGCAAUCGUUUCUCGGAAAGAAAGAAGGUCUCCCUUUGUUGAACAUCCAGAAAAACAACGCGUUUAUAUCCCAACUGAUAGCUGCUAGUUGUAUCCCUACAGCCUCCUCUACCUCCACUACCAACAUAUUCACCUCUCAAAGCACUCCCAGCUCUGGGAACGCGUUUGCAACAACAGAGUCUGGAAGCAGCAGCACUACUCCUCCUCAAGAGUACGCUCCACCCCCUCCACCCCCUCCUCCUCCCAUCAAGGCUAUCCAUCCGCCUCACACUCAGACUCCAUCCUCUGAGUCCUCCAGCGGGGAGGGUGGAAAUAACCUGAACCAGUUCCUGGACUAUAAGAAGUACUCAUGCAAGAUUUGUCACAGGAAGUUCUCACAACGAAGCUCCCUAAAUCGGCACGUUUACACCAUACACUGGAACAUGAAGAUCAAGUGUGCAUUCUGUACCAAGACAUACACCCAGAAGUGUCUUCUAAAACAGCACGUGUACGAGGAGCACGGAGUAGAGGCAUGUCUCCAGAUGUUCAGUGCUAAUGAGCGCAUCAAUUGGAAGAUGCAGCUUGUAAAUUCCCAAAAACAGCGGCUAAACAUGGCCAUCGAUGAAGAAGAUUCCGGAAAACAGAUGAAGCAAGAAACGAGUUCAACGUAGUUGUAAAUGAGUAAGGACGAGGCUUUUUGAAGCUUGCGACGUCUUAAUAAUCUGGUCAUAUCGUGAACGAAACUUUUUGUAGACAGUGUUGAAGAUGUCGGUGAGAGUAACAAGAAGAGAAAGAAGGAAAUAUUAUUCUGCUGUUAUUGAGAGACAUGUUGGGUGAGCGCAAGGCAAUAUAUGUCCGAACGCGUUGUGCCUAAAGACUCAGGAUUAACAGGAUUUAAUACUCAAUAUCAAGAUGCAAAUCAAGUGAGGGAGAAAAUGCAAAUGUUUGGGAUUCUUAUUUUUUGAUGAUACAAAAUAAUGCAUGCAGGCAACACGUUGAAAAUGAUAUAAACUAAGACUUGUCGGUAUCUAGAACGAUUUGGUCUCGAUAAACAGAUUUUAUUUAGGUUAUUGGAUACUGGUAUCCAAAUGAUAAAUCCAGUACAACAAGCUACUGUCUAUUAUUAUAUGUUAUUAGAGGGUUAUUUUUCAUAAAAAUAUGGAUAUUUUAUAAUACAAGAACUAUAUUCUCUACUACAUAGUGGCUAUUUAAGAAAUAUUAUAUUAAUUGGUCGUGUGCACCGAGUAUUCUAAGACACGAAAUGUGUGGAACAAAAUAUGGUAAUUAUUUUAAAUUCUGGCUACAUUUCUGCUUCAAGGAUCUCAUAUAUUCUCGCAUUUGAUAUUGCUGUUAAGAGAAUUAAUUCAAUUUUGGCAAAGUAGUUGAGUACAUGUUACUGAUCAGCGUUUAUCUUUUUCUUCCUAGAGAUAAUUGUAAGUCUCGUUUAUCUGUACUUCUGUACAGUAGCUCCUUUUACGGAACUUUGUACCAUCCGCUAACGACUAUUUCGAUAUUAUAUUAGCAUUUCAUAAAUCUCAAGAUGGUUUUAGCGGAAAGAGUUUUGUAUUAUUAAUUUAUUGUUUUAAAAAGUUUUUAAUCAUUUUUUUGUAAAAUUGGAUCAAAAAUGGCUUGAGCUUCAAUUCAAGGGAGUUUGAUUGAGGCUCUACUUUCGGCAUUGCCUCAGCUAUUAGUGAUCUAUAAUUGCAAUACAAGAUAAUAAUGAUAUGAGAAUUAAUAAUGGAUAAUAUAUAAUAUGAUAUUAUACAUGGAAGGUAUUACAAUUGAUUUGAAAAUACCUCUAUUAUAUUUGGUUUGGAGAAGAUGCUUGAAACUACUACAAUUGCUAUGGUAUGUUGUAAAACAUUUUAUCUCAAAAUCAGACUUUUAUUAAUUAAUCUCGUUUGAAGUAAGGUAAAUAAUUCACGGAAUAAAUUCUGACAAAAUUUAUCAAAUAUUCAUUGGGUGGAAUUUGAAUAUCGACCAAAAUCUUCUAAAUAAAGAACUAGAGCUCACAAAUAAAGAAAAAUCUGAAUAUUCAAAUUAGUCUGCCCAGGGUGAAUUAGUAGUACUAAUGUACACAGUAUACAUGUAUACAGAUCAGUAAGCGUGAAACAUUAAUAUUAGUAGUACACUAAUGUACUACAGAUCAGUAAGCGUGAAACAUUAAUAUUUGAUCUUUAGCUUUGGCUUGUUUGAAGCAUGGAGCUACAAUGAAUCAAAAGUAGUAAGGUAGUACGUUUCGUGAAAAGUCGGGGUGAUAUGUGCCAAGAGCGGGAAUUGAACCCACGACCUCCCGAUGCUAUAACCAUCUGCAUUCAGCUAUCUCGCCUACAAUUGAUUACUUUGUAUUGGAGAUUACAUGUCUUAUCUGUAUUACACACAGUGUUCAUAUAUACGCAACCAUUAGGUUAACCUUUCCAGUUUAAGGAUGGGAUUAUCUGAUCUCUUUUAGAAAUAUCACAUUCUCCACAUUCUGAACUAUCUAUAGAGCAGGAUUAUAUAUAUACCCCUAUACUGCACUUUUACUGCAUUUGAUAAACUAUGUAAUCUAUCAUGGUGAUGUCCUAUAAUGCGCUGUUAUGCACAUUAUGAUACUCGAGGUGUUCAGGAGACCGCACUGCUUGGAACUUUAAACUUUACUGACAGUGCUUGUUGAUCGUUGCAAUGAUAUGUACAUAAUGAUACCUCGUUUAGAUUGCCUUUUAAAAGUACGCACGUGACCCUCCGUUUGUACACGUGAUCCAUCGUGUGUACUUGUAGCAGGGAUUAGUUGAGUGUGUACUUGGGAGUUGGGAUAAACAUCCAUUUUUCAGCUUUCACAUAAUAUGCGAUAGACAAAUAAGUAGAAAAAGCAUUGAUCAAAAUCUAACCUUCCAUUCCAGAGAUGGCACAGACCAAAGUUUGAGGUCAAAAUCGUUAGUUCCCGCAAUCAAACAACGAAUGACUUUUUAAAAGUUCCAAUUAAAUCUUCACAACAUGGGGAAAAUAUUUUCGGUCAUCAUCAGUACCUAGUAAAGAUAAGAUAAGGUUAGAACUCC
Molecule: messenger RNA, 4338 nt
Organism: Bolinopsis microptera
Lineage: Eukaryota; Metazoa; Ctenophora; Tentaculata; Lobata; Bolinopsidae
Exons: 2
Coding region: 1-1971 (656 amino acids)
Biological process (GO): regulation of transcription by RNA polymerase II; urogenital system development; embryo development
Cellular component (GO): nucleus
Molecular function (GO): RNA polymerase II transcription regulatory region sequence-specific DNA binding; DNA-binding transcription factor activity, RNA polymerase II-specific
Source: RefSeq, a predicted model, not a curated record